Hippopotamus amphibius kiboko is the source of this 8303-nucleotide messenger RNA. It is a transcript of the gene KCNA6, whose product is annotated as potassium voltage-gated channel subfamily A member 6. The record is from RefSeq and is a predicted model, not a curated record. Gene Ontology annotation, molecular function: protein binding; delayed rectifier potassium channel activity. Gene Ontology annotation, cellular component: voltage-gated potassium channel complex; membrane. Bases 670 to 2259 code for a protein of 529 amino acids. The transcript has 4 exons. Lineage: Eukaryota; Metazoa; Chordata; Mammalia; Artiodactyla; Hippopotamidae. Gene Ontology annotation, biological process: protein homooligomerization; potassium ion transmembrane transport.
GCAGAGCGGAGAGCCGAGCCGCUGCAGCUGCGGCGGCUGCAGCGAAGGCACCAGCGCUGGGGAGGUGGGUCCGCGCGCCCCGGAGCCGGGGCGGCCCCAGGGCCCUCUCGCAGGCCAGCGGCGCGGCUCGGAGGGAGCCGGUGGCGGCCGUGGCGGCAAGAACGGCGACCUUGGCCGGCGGAGUCCCGGGUGUCCGUAGGGCGGAGGCCGAGCCGGAGGGAGGCGCAUCUGGCGCUCGGGUCCCAGCGGCGGCCGGGGGGUCUGGAGCUGCCGGAGAAGCGCUGCGGGAGCUGGGACGUGCUGACCCGUCUGGAGGGCGGACCCCCCGCGUCCCGGAGCCCAGUCUGCGGCGCGGCGGCGGGGCAAAGCCACGCGUUUUUUCGGGCGUCCAGCUGCACACGCGCCAGGCGUUCCAGGUAGCCCAAGCUCUAUUUAGCAUCCGGCGCGGAUAACUGGAGGCGCAGAGGCGAACCCUCCGCACCCAGGUCACCUCCCCAGAACUAGCCUGGCAGAGACCAGGGCCUCGGGGCUCAGGGACCCGACGCCGGGUGGGACCGCGAGCCCCACCCUGAAAAGCAGGCGCCGCCGAGAGCUGGGAGGCUGCGCCGCGCCUGGGAGGUCGUGUCGCGGGCGCCGUCCUAGUGGCGGGGAGCGCACCGCAGAGGGGACAUGCGAUCGGAGAAGUCCCUCACGCUGGCGGCGCCGGGGGAGGUCCGUGGGCCAGAGGGGGAGCAACAGGAUGCGGGCGACUUCCCGGAGGCCAGCGGCGGCGGCGGCGGCGGCUGCUGUAGCAGCGAGCGGCUGGUCAUCAACAUCUCUGGGCUGCGCUUCGAGACGCAGCUACGCACCCUGUCGCUGUUCCCCGACACGCUCCUGGGGGACCCCGGCCGCCGCGUCCGCUUCUUCGACCCUCUGAGGAACGAGUACUUCUUUGACCGCAACCGGCCCAGCUUCGACGCCAUCCUCUACUACUACCAGUCGGGGGGCCGGCUGCGGAGGCCGGUCAACGUGCCGCUGGACAUCUUCCUGGAGGAGAUCCGCUUCUACCAGCUGGGGGACGAGGCUCUGGCGGCCUUCCGCGAGGACGAGGGCUGCCUGCCCGAGGGUGGCGUGGACGAGAAACCGCUGCCCUCCCAGCCCUUCCAGCGCCAGGUGUGGCUGCUCUUCGAGUACCCCGAGAGCUCGGGGCCCGCCCGGGGCAUCGCCAUCGUCUCGGUCCUGGUCAUCCUCAUCUCCAUCGUUAUCUUUUGCCUGGAGACGCUGCCCCAGUUCCGUGCAGAUGGUCGAGGUGGAAGCAAUGGUGGUGGUGUCUCCUCAGUGUCCAAGGGCCGUCAGGAGGAAGAGGAGGAUGAAGAUGAUUCCUAUACAUUCCAUCCUGGCAUCCCCCCCGGGGGAAUGGUGGCAGGGGGCUCAUCCUCACUGAGUACUCUUGGGGGCUCCUUCUUCACUGACCCCUUCUUUCUGGUGGAGACUCUGUGCAUCGUCUGGUUCACCUUCGAGCUGCUGGUGCGCUUCUCCGCCUGCCCCAGCAAGCCAGCCUUCUUCAAAAACAUCAUGAACAUCAUCGACUUGGUGGCCAUCUUCCCCUACUUCAUCACCCUGGGUACCGAGCUGGUGCAGCAGCAGGAACAGCAGUCAGCUAGUGGAGGGGGCGGCCAGAACGGGCAGCAGGCCAUGUCCCUGGCCAUCCUCAGAGUGAUCCGCCUGGUCCGGGUGUUCCGCAUCUUCAAGCUGUCCCGCCACUCCAAGGGGCUGCAGAUCCUGGGCAAGACCCUGCAGGCCUCCAUGCGGGAGCUGGGCCUGCUCAUCUUCUUCCUCUUCAUCGGGGUCAUCCUCUUCUCCAGUGCCGUCUACUUCGCAGAGGCCGACGAUGAUGAUUCGCUCUUUCCCAGCAUCCCGGAUGCCUUCUGGUGGGCAGUGGUUACAAUGACCACCGUAGGUUACGGGGACAUGUACCCCAUGACGGUGGGGGGCAAGAUCGUGGGCUCGCUGUGCGCCAUCGCCGGGGUCCUCACCAUCGCCCUGCCCGUGCCUGUCAUUGUCUCUAACUUCAACUACUUCUACCACCGGGAGACGGAGCAGGAGGAGCAAGGCCAGUAUACCCAUGUCACUUGUGGGCAGCCUGCCCCGGACCUGAAGGCAGCUGACAAUGGACUUGGCAAGCCUGAAUUCUCAGAGGCCACCCGGGAGCGGAGACCCAGCUACCUUCCCACUCCACAUCGGGCAUAUGCAGAGAAAAGGAUGCUCACUGAGGUUUGAGGGAUGCAGGCAGGGCCUGCCUGGAAGGAAGACGCAGAGCAAACAAUCCCUUAGAGCUCCUCCUCAUUCCCUAAUACUCGCACUCCAGCUCCAGGUGACUUCUGACUCCCUCCCCUACACCCCGUGGUUGGCACCAGGACCACACACCUGGACUGUCAACCUUGUUACUCGACCCGUGCAGCAUCCAAGGUUUCUCCAUCUAAAUGACAUUUUUGAAAUUCUCACGGUGCCACCCAUUCGUGCCCAUCUUCUGUCACACGGAUGAGAUUUCCAUCUGGCCUUCCUGCAAGACUGAUUUUUCAUGCCUGGGACUUGUAAUAUCUCUAGGAAGAGUGAUGUCGAUUGGAUGGAAACCAGGCAUCCCUGGGUCCUGUUUCUCCUUGGCAUCCUUGGCUUUGGGGCAUGCACCUAUCUUAGCUUCUGGCCACGUGGUAACUACCAGAAGCUGGUGGACAGAAACAGUACUCCUCCUUUUGUUUUCCUCCAACAGCCUGUAACACCGGCUGGUCAUCCUGCAGAGGACCCUUAGGAGAGCCUUGGGCUGCACAGCAUGAAAAUAUGUUAUUCAUCUCUAAUCUUGGAUAGAAUUAGAGAAACUGCGAUUGCACCUGGCCAUUUGGAGGAUGUGAGAGUCAGUCCUGGAUCAAAGGGGCCAGUAGAUGCUUCCAGGUUGUGAUCUGGAAGCAUCUACAGUAGACAUCAGUCUUUGGUCUCCAGUUAAUUCUCUCCCUCUGAUCCCCUGACUCUCUCUAGCUUCCAGGAAGGCUUCUUCUCAGAGCCAAAUACUCUUUGUGUGCAAGUGCCUUCCUGUGCAGAGGAACUGGCAAAGGGGAACCACAGAGCUGGGAGAAAUGGCUGAAUAGAAUCAAGCGCUGGGCUUGACCUCUUAUCAGAAGAGAGGUACCACUGAGACGAUGCCAUGUCGGGGGGCAGAGGAGUCUUCUGCCGACAGCGGAUUGCUCUCCCUCACUUCCCCCAACCCUCUCUAGCCCUCCAGCCUUCUCUCUGGGAGUCUGACUUAGGAUUGCAGUUGAAGGCUUUCUAAAGCAGACUCCAGCCUAAACCUGCAGACAGAAUGGCCUUGGAGGGAACUAGCUUCUUGAGAGGCAGCCUAGCUGGGCCUCACCGAGGGUCAUACUAGUUUUAGUCCAUGAAAGCACCGUGGGGCACUCACAUCCCCAGAGAGAGGCUCCUCCCAGCUCUAAGAGAGACGGAGAAGUGAUGCUCCUUCCUCCCAAGGAACAGUCUGGCUCCUGGGAGGAAUCUCAUAGGUGGUUCUACUUAAGAUGUCGAAGAAAAACUAAGAGGCUGUGACCUGACCUAGUUCCUGUGAAGGAUUUUGUCAAGUGACCCCCUCUGCCUCUGAGUCUCGAUGUGGAUUUUGCUCCCUGAGCACCAAGAGAAUCUACCCCGUGUUGCCAUGACAGCUGGAGUGGCGAUUUCACAGAUGCCAGCAGAGGGGCUCAGGUCAUCAUUACACCUGACUCAGGCCCGCAGGAGCUCCCAGAGGUCUUCCUGGACCUGUCAAGCUCGGCUGAGAUGGGGAGAUUCCUCCUGCCUGAUCAGCCCCAGGAGAUAAGGGGACAGCUGGCCAUCUUUGCACUCGAGAUGAAGUCUCUCUUAGUUAUUAAGUGAUUUUCAGAUCCUUUUUUUAUUUCAAAGUAGCAAAAUAAACAUUCCUCAGUGUUGGCUGUGUCAGCACCUUGGCUUUAUGACUGGAAAAACAUUGGGCACAGAAAGAUGCUUCUAUAUUAAGGAGAAGCAGGGGAUGCAGACCAGCAGGGACGCUGAACUGUAUCCUCUGGGUCUCUGGCUCCCCAGUUGCAGAGGGAGCCUGUAGAAAAGACAAAGAAAAGAAAAGUUGGUACAAUUCUUUGGUAUUUUCAGAGUAGAAGCUGGCUCUUUCUAUUUCUGGGAAACCCCAAAGGCAGGCAUUGGACUGUGUGCUGGGGUGUUCCCACUGCGCCGCGCAGUGCCUCUGGAUAGAAACGCCUGUCUAGCUCUGCCCGUCCAGCUCAGCCCCGGGAGCUGGGGCUGCAGAUAGGGACCAGGUCCCCUCUGAGCCAGGUCGCAGUCCUGCAUGGCUGCACCAGGUCCUGGUGCUUUUUGGUGUUUGUCCAUCAUCCUCAUCCCAUUUAGUCUCCCUUCCUACUGCUGGUGCAGCCAGAACCCUGGCCAGGGAUAGAGAAAGCCCUGGGGGCUCCGAGUGCACUGUCUGACCUUGAGCAAAUGGCUUGAAGCAUUUUAUUUACUGACUUUAAAGUUGUAUCUGCUCAUUAUGCAAAAUUAGUACAAUUUAGAAAAGUAUAAGGGAGAAAAUGAAAGUUCUCAUAAUUGCACAACCAGAGAUUUUCAGUGUUGGUAUUUUACUGGGUUUUUCUUCCAGACUAGCUCUGUCUCUGCACCUAUAUCUCUACUGAGACCGCUUUGUAUUUUGUUAAAAAAAAAAACCCUCCAUAUUAUGUCUCUGAUUUUCUCAUGCAAUUAUUAUAUAACCAUCACAUAGGUGCACCAUCAUUUGGGUAGCCUAUCCCCUAUUGUGGGACAUUCAGGUUGUUUUCUACCUUUUUGUUCUAAGUGAUGCUACAGUUAACAUUUUUCCUACAGAUAAGUAUUCACAUGUAUGACUGUCUCCUUAGGCUGUAUUCCUACAAGAGUCAAGUGGCAUGAAAAACAGAGCAAAUUAUUUUCUCGGCCUCCGCUUCCUCACGUAUCAUAAAACAACAACAGGAAAAACAGUAGUUAACAGCAGCAGACACUUCCCCAGCAUAGCAUGUGCGGCCACGUUUCUAAGAGCUUUGUGUGUACUGACUCAUUGACUCUCCUGGCAGCUUUGCAAGCAUCCCCACCCCAGAGGAGUCGCUGGUCCAGGGUCACACAGCCAGUAAGUGGGGGGUGAGAUUGCACCCCAGGCAGUCUGGCUCCAGCAUCCUUGCUCUUAACUGCUGUGCUAAUACUGCCCCAUGAGAUGGGGAGCAAUUCCCAGGGUGCCUUUGGGUUCCAAGGUCAUCUGCAUCACGCGAUUCUACACUGGCCACAUUCCCAAGUAGCUCGGCUGCCUGGUGUGAGUUCCUGGCUCCUUGCAUUCUCUUCACCCCUGCAUUUGUGUGUUUAGUGCGGUUGGGGUGUGCGUGUGUGUGUGUGUGUGUGUCUGUGUGUGAUCUUAGGAAUGGAACAGAGCCAGCAGAGAGAUUGUGGAGCAGAAAAACCUGGACAUCUAUUGACAAAACCAUAAAACACUGCUAAUUGGUGUUAUUCAUCAUGUAGAACUCAUCAUUUUGUCCUCUUUUUCUUAAGGUUAUCAGCCUCUUUGGCUGGGAAAAUUGUCACGGUAUAAUUGGGCUGUCACCCCAGUGGAGCAGGAAUGGAAUGGGAUGGGAUGUUCUGUCUGAUGCGCCCCCAUCCCAGAAGCAUACGUCUGUACAUAUUCCCCAAGGAGGGCAUGUCCCCUCCCAGAGCGGCUCUGCCCGCACUGUUCAGAGCAGCGUGAUACUUGCAGAUGUGAUUAUUCACCCUGCAGGGAAGGAGGGAAUUGACAGACUUAGCACAGAAUGACGGUCCAGGCUGCCUUAUUGCAUGUUCAAUACAGACAUUGCCCAGCCUCCCAGAAAUUCUCUUACAGGUGAUCUGGGAGAAGCCGAGACUCUGCUUCUCUAAGACAUUCGCACCACGUGGUUAUCUUCAGGAAGCCUGGGGAGGUCUUAGGUGGUGGGUCUCCACCUUUCCAGGGCUUCCGAAUCACUUGAAAAGCUUUUUUAAAAGUACCACUUUCUGCCCCCUCUGUUGUCUUAACCCCUCCCCGCUCCAGCCCAAUUUGAAUCACUGAUCUAGGAUGGGGUCCAGGAGCAGCAAUUUUAAAAAAGCUUCUCAAGAGAUUGUGGGAUGCAGCCACAGUUGGGGACCGCUAGUCUAAGAGGUUCUAGUGGUAAUGAUUUUACACCUUUACCUUUAAGUGCCCUUCAUAUUGUACAAAGCUCUUUCACAACUGAACAUCACAACAGUCCGCUAAGGCCAGUAGAGUGGGCAUUUUUAUGAUUUUCCGUGGCUCAGAGAGGUUGACUGAGUUGGCCAAGGUUGCACAGCUUCUCCCUAGUCACAGCGGAGUUUCCCUGCCUAGCUCAGGCCAGUCCCACCAGGCCCUUUGGGAGAGGGCAGCCUCUCUGAGGAUCUUCCAGGUGGGAAUCAUCUUAGCCUGCAGCAGCUGCCUCCCUCGGGCAGAGGCUCUUUUCAUUCCCAUCCGCAUCCCUUCUACCGCAGCACCUCUUCCUCCUCAGAGAGCCUCCUCUUGCAAUGUGCCAACACAUCUUUUUCCCAAGCUCCACCCCAUGUAACAGAUAGAUAAUGGCCUCGAGGGACACAGGGGUCCCAGCCCCAGCCCCAGCCCUUCACAGCUGAUCCUGUGCAUUAGCACCUGGUGGAGCAAGCAGAGCCGCCUCCAGCAGCAGCUGCCCCGGGGCCCCCUUCCCUUCUCCCCAGCUGUCACCUUCCAUCCUAGUUCCCUCUUCACCACCAAAGCUUCUCUCCUGCACCCGCUCCCCUCCCACCCUGCCCCCAGCACAGCCUUCAGGCCCACCUGAGUCCUUCCCGUGAGCCCCUGCUGUGGUGGGUCUCCUCUCCGGACAUCGGGGAUGGACUGGCGCUUAAUAAAGUGGACCAAGGAGAGGGAGACAGAAGCAGGUACCUGCAUGUGCCCGCCGCCGUCCUCCGCCAGCAGCAACCACUGGCUCAAAAUCUCUCCUGGCUCAAAGCAACGACUUCUGUGUCUCUUUACUCUUCCUCUCCUGUUCAGACCUCUUCCCUCACGCAGGCUCUGUCCUGGACCGGCUCCCAGUGACUGCAGGCUCUGUGACAGAAUCCUGCCGCUUCAGUUGCUGGGAUGCUGGGAGGGGAAGCGGGGAGGAGGCGGAGUUUCGCCUCAGGACACUGCAGGCUGCAGUGCUGCCCUGGGGGGAGGUGCAGGUGUGGGUCCCCCCCCUUCCCUUCACCUGCUCAGCCGCCUUCACACAGGUGAUGCCACCACCUGGCAGACACCCUUGGAGGACCCUUCUUUCCCUCUCCUGGGCCUGCCCACUGCGUGGGGUUAAUUGCUUUGGUGGGUUGGUGCAGAGGGUUGGUCAAUGUCCUCACCACUUUUGAUCCCCGAGGACCAACUUUCAGGAAAGGCGCGUCGUAGGCUAGCGAGGCUGGCCCCCCAUCUCUUAUACAGCAACUUAGUGCAGAUUUUUCUGCCAGGUGAGAGGAUUUGGAAAGAAGGAAGUGGCAGAUGGAAUGGACAGGCUCUCCUUUUCCAAAACAAAGGAAGCAAAGGUGUAAUUUCCCAGGGCCCGGAACGGAUGGCUUGGUGAAUCUUUACCAUCCUGGUUGGAUGUCGGCAGAGAGAAUGGUUGUUAGUGGGUCCAAGGGCCCGUCACUGUUGCCCCUUAACCGCCCCAUCACCUGCAAGGCUGAGCCUCCAGCAGCCAAGUUAGCACUACGAGACCCCAUUCCCCUGGCACAGUGGAUUGGGGGAGGUUGAACUGGGCCAAUCUGAGCCUCCUUCCUAAGCCGUGAAUUAGGACAGAGACCCUAGUUCCGUCUGGGCUAGUCUCUCUAUGGAAGAGACGGAAAACCUCCCAACCAUGAGAACUGGAAGGGGUCCAAUCCACCGUCCAGCUUCCUUUUCUCGUUUUAUAAAUAAAAAAAAUUGAGGUCCAGAGAUAUCACUUGACAAGCCCAAGGCCACAUGGCUUUGGUGGUUACUUUAUAACAGAGCUGGGUCUGACGUCCAACCGGUUAACUCACUUUCUCUCUUGGCUGAGUCGCAGCGCCUCUACGACGAAUCUCCUGUGAAAGUGUGUGGUAGCUCUGACCAGUCAUCGUCGCCAGGCAGCACGUGGGGGCUUCGUGGGGAGAGCACAGUUGCAGCAUCGGGCUGGGAAAGAAGGGAAGAGGCUGGCACAGAGGUCCAAGCCAGGAGAACUACACCUCCAUUUCUGAUCUCGCCAGGACAAAGAGGGCCUGGACCCUCAACUUCUCCAGAAGACAAGACCCCUCCUUGGGCGAAC